AUGGCGGUAAUUGGUCAGGACAACAACUUUUCAAAUGUCUCGUGGCAUAGCGACGAUGGCGAUGCCGCGGGAUCCGCCUCCACGGAGGUGCCAGAGGCCGACGCGAAUGAGAGGCUCGAGGCAGAAGCCCAGAUGGACAGGCUGGACCCGGGCCUCGGCGGGGAGAUACUGGAAUGCACCGUCUCCGAGCCUCACAAGGAGAACGACGGCACCAAAGAUGCAUAUGUAUCAUAUCUUGUAACCACAAACUCCACUUUCCCAUCUUUUCAGAAAAGCAUCACACAGGUCCGCCGGCGGUUCACCGACUUCGUAUUUCUCUCCAAGACCCUCUCCAAAGACUACCCAGCAUGCGCCGUGCCGCCGCUGCCCGACAAGCAGCGCAUGGAGUACGUCCGCGGCGACCGCUUCGGGACGGACUUCACACAGCGCCGCGCGCACUCGCUGCAGCGCUUCCUCGCCAGAAUAGCACUGCACCCGAUCCUGAGGAGGGCGCCGAUCCUGCACACGUUCCUCGAGUCGCCGGACUGGAACGCCACGAUGCGCAGCCGGGGCAGCCGGGCGUCGACCGCUAGCUCCGCCGAUGCGGGCGCGGGCGGCGUCUUUGACAACUUUGCCGACACGUUCAUCAAUGCGUUCACAAAGGUGCACAAGCCGGACCGGCGGUUCAUCGAGGUGAAGGAGAAGAGCGACAAGCUGGACGAUGACCUGAACCAUGUGGAGAAGGUGGUUGCGAGAGUGGCGCGCCGCGAGACUGACAUUGAGGCCGACCUGAAGGACCUGGCGGAGCAGUUCCAGAAGCUGAUUACUCUAGAACCGGGUGUCGAGGCUGCAGUGCAUGCCUUUGCCGCGAGCGUCGAGGACACGGCUGCCGGGCUGAAGAAGCUCAAGGACCAUACCGAUCAGGACUACCUCGGCAGUUUGCGAGACAUGGCAGCCUACUCAGGGGCGCUGAAGAACCUCCUCAAAGCACGGGAGCAGAAGCAGCUCGACUACGAGCAGCUGACCGAGUACCUGAACAAGUCAACAGCAGAGCGGGACAUGCUGGCGUCGGGGUACUACGGCAGCGGCGGCGGCGGGGCGCUCUCCGGGGCGGGCGGCUUCAUCCGCAGCAAGAUCGAGGAUGUGCGGGGCGUGGACCACGAGCAGUCGCGGCGCGAGCGGCAGCGCAAGCUGGAGCUGCGGGUCGACGAGCUGACGCGCGAGGCCGAGACCGCGCGCAAGACGUCCGAGAUGUUCGACGAGGAGGUCGUCAAGGAGGUCGGCGACUUUGAGCGCAUCAAGCGUGUCGAGUUCAAGCGCCAGCUCGGCGGGUUGGCUGAUUCGCACAUUGACUUCUACGGCGGGGUUAUCGAUAUUUGGGAGAAGUACGUUGAGGAGAUGGAGAAGGAGGGCAUCCUGGCGGCAUGA
This is a messenger RNA of Phaeoacremonium minimum UCRPA7, 1407 nucleotides long. Its product is annotated as putative vacuolar targeting protein. Bases 1 to 1407 code for a protein of 468 amino acids. Lineage: Eukaryota; Fungi; Ascomycota; Sordariomycetes; Togniniales; Togniniaceae. The transcript is spliced from 2 exons. Gene Ontology annotation, biological process: autophagy; cytoplasm to vacuole targeting by the Cvt pathway. Gene Ontology annotation, molecular function: phosphatidylinositol binding. Gene Ontology annotation, cellular component: phagophore assembly site. The record is from RefSeq and is a predicted model, not a curated record.